AGUUGUAGCCUCGAUUUCGUCCCUCCGUUCAAAAUGGCGUCGAUAGCUAUUGGAAGAGAGUAUGGCUACGUUGUUCUCACAUCUGUUGCCUCUGGCGUGAUGAUUUUUUUCUUAGGUUUGAACGUGGGAAAAGCACGGAAACUCUACAAAGUAAAUUACCCCAAGAUGUAUGAUGACAGUAAGCCUAUCUUUAACUGCUAUCAAAGGGCGCACCAGAACACGCUUGAAAUUUAUCCUCAGUUCCUGCUUAUGCUGCUGCUUGGAGGAUUGGAACAUCCUGUGGUAACUUCUGUAGCAGGACUUGUCUGGGUUGUAAGCAGGCUUUUUUAUGCCCAUGGAUACUACACUGGAGAUCCCAAGCAGCGCAUGCGUGGUAGCUUUGGUUACUUAGGUUUCUUUACGUUGGUUGGAUGCACUGUCAAGCUGGGAGUUCGCUUGCUAGGUUAUUUCUAAUCCAGUGUAUCACCCUAAAGAACAUGUUAAUACUACACUCGUUUCCUGACUCGCCUGGAUGCCUCACUAGAGCAUUCCAAUCCCUAUAGAUUAUUCCUACAAUGGAAUACAUACUUACAUUUUUUAUCUCUAGGAAUUCUUAGGUCUUCUAAUUAUAUUGUAUCAGCACCAGACUAGUAUGCUUUUUUCGUCAUUUUUGUAUCAUUGAUUUAAACUCAAUAGUAAAUGUACAAUGUAGGUCUAAGAUCAAUGAAUAGUUAAGGUUUACGAAGCCACCAAACCAAUGAAGUAAAGUAGACUGAUCUCUCAGUUGCCUCGCUUUGUAACCACACAAGUAGCGAAGACGUCAACUGAAAGGUGUGGUGGCUAAGCGUGUUAAAAAAAAAAAAAAAAAAGAAGUGACUGUGUGCGUAGUACCCAACUAAAAGAAUAGCGAAGACGUCAAUUGAAAGCUGCGGUGGCUAAUUGUGUU
Molecule: messenger RNA, 925 nt
Organism: Stylophora pistillata
Lineage: Eukaryota; Metazoa; Cnidaria; Anthozoa; Scleractinia; Pocilloporidae
Product: glutathione S-transferase 3, mitochondrial
Cellular component (GO): membrane; nuclear envelope; endoplasmic reticulum
Molecular function (GO): glutathione peroxidase activity; glutathione transferase activity
Source: RefSeq, a predicted model, not a curated record